AUGGCGACCAAGGGCUACGAAAACAAGCGCUCAGAGGUCAACGAGCUGCGCACCCUCUUGCGCAACCCGGAGGUCCAGCGCGACCCCCAGCGCUAUUGCGAGGUGGUGGAAAAGGUCACGCUGUACCAAACCCUGGGCCUCGAUGUCUCCUCCCUCUUCAGUGACAUGGUUUUGGCGUGCGCUACGCGCAGUCUGGUCCAAAAAAAGCUCGUGUACCUAUAUCUCUGCAACUAUGCCCAAUCCAAUUCGGAUCUGACCCUCCUCACAAUCAACACGCUGCAAAAGGAUUGCCGUGACACCAACCCCAUGAUUCGGGGCCUCGCUCUGCGCUCCAUGUGUGGUCUGCGUGUGCCCAAUCUGGUCGAGUACGUGUUGGUGCCUCUGAAAGACGGUUUGGCCGACAAAAGCCCCUACGUGCGCCAAACAGCCGUCAUGGGUUGCGUCAAACUCUUUUACCUCGAUCAGUCUUAUGUCACGGACAACAAUCUGGCCGAGAGCCUCCACGCCAUGAUCCAUGACCGCGACGCACAAGUCGUCGCCAACGCCGUCAUUGCCCUCGAGGAGGUCUUGGCUGCGCGUGGUGGCAUCAUGCUCACGCAGGAGGUUGCCUACAUGCUGUUCAACCGACUGCGCGAGUUUACGGAAUGGAAGCAAUGUGCCGUCAUGAACGUUCUUCUCCGCUACAAGCCCGCUUCGGACGAUGAGGUCUUUAGCAUCCUGAACAUUGUCGAUGAACGACUUAAGCACAGCAACACGGGUGUUGUACUUGGGGCUGCUCGCCUAUUUCUGCACUUUACCGCAGAAAUGGAGGACAUUCAGGAAGACAUUUACGAGCGUCUCAAGACACCCCUCAUCACGCUCAUGUCAUCAGCCCCUGCGGAAGUAUCUUUCAGUGUUCUUCACCACCUGCACACGCUGGUCAAGAAGCGCCCCGAUGUGCUCGCCAAGGAUUUCAAAGCCUUUUUCUGUCGUUUCUCCGACCCAGCCUAUGUCAAGACCAAAAAGCUGGAUGUGCUCGUGGAUGUGGCCAUGGAAAGCAACUUUGAGCCUAUUGUUGAGGAGAUGACCGCCUAUGUGACAGACAUUGAUGUGGAGCGCGCCCGCCACGCCGUGCGUUGCGUGGGGCGCAUUGCUGUUAAAGUGCCCGCGGCCGCCGAACACUGCACCACCCUGCUCGCGUUCCUCGAACUGAACAGCGAAUACGUCACGGCCGAGACCGUGAUUGUGAUGCGUGACUACUUGCGCCACUCGCCGUCCGACGCCGUGGACCUGCUGCCCCAGCUCUUUGAGCUCAUUUCACCCGAUCUCUUCGAUGAUGAGUCGGAUGCUCGUGCAGCUUUUGCAUGGCUUCUGGGGGAAUUUGGCGAACUUAUUGAAGACGCCCCAUAUCUUCUUGAGGCUAUGGUCGAUGACGUCGAGGCUGAAGAGACCGCUGCUGUUCGCCUGCAAUUGCUCAACUCAACGCUUAAACUCUUCUUCAAACGGCCUCCCGAGUGCCAGAAAAUGCUCGGCCGUCUCUUGGAGACGCUGACCUCGGAUGAGAUUCAGCAAGACGUCCACGAUCGCGCGCUUCUGUACUAUCGACUCUUGCGUAGUAAUCCUGACGAGGCUCGGCGCGUCAUCAACGCCACCUUGCCGCCCAUCCUUGAUCAUGACCGCUCAGCCAUGACCGAUAUGGAACUGCGCGAGUUUAACACGCUAAGCGUUAUCUAUGGCCAACCCAGCAUCAACUUCACCGUUCAACAGCCGCCCUACUGUACUUUUGGUACCAUUGACCCCACCGCCGCUCUCAAGCAGGCUCAGCAAGCCAAUGAUGAGGAUGAGGACGAGGAAGAGGAAGCCGAUGACACGCCUUCCUUCACGCAAAGGUGA
Molecule: messenger RNA, 1872 nt
Organism: Monosiga brevicollis MX1
Lineage: Eukaryota; Choanoflagellata; Craspedida; Salpingoecidae
Exons: 8
Coding region: 1-1872 (623 amino acids)
Biological process (GO): vesicle-mediated transport; intracellular protein transport
Cellular component (GO): membrane coat
Molecular function (GO): clathrin binding
Source: RefSeq, a predicted model, not a curated record